Messenger RNA from Brachypodium distachyon (stiff brome), 785 nucleotides. Its product is annotated as protein BUD31 homolog 3. Bases 152 to 589 code for a protein of 145 amino acids. The record is from RefSeq and is a predicted model, not a curated record. NCBI's taxonomy places the organism in Eukaryota, Viridiplantae, Streptophyta, Magnoliopsida, Poales, Poaceae. The transcript is spliced from 4 exons. Gene Ontology annotation, biological process: mRNA splicing, via spliceosome. Gene Ontology annotation, cellular component: spliceosomal complex; nucleus.
CGGUUCCUCCCCUUCUUCUGCCCCCAACCCCCGCCGGGCGCCGCCGACCCCCUCCUGGUGCAUUCCCGCUGCGGAUCCGAAGAACCCGUGAGUGAGCCUGCUAGUUUCUUCUUCGUUCAGAACAAGUUACAAGCGUGCAUGAAGAAGCAUCAUGCCCAAGGUAAAGACGAGUGGUGUCAAGUAUCCUGAUGGGUGGGAGGUCAUAGAGCCCACCCUCUCAGAGCUCCACUCAAAGAUGAGGGAAGCUGAGAACGAUCCGCACGAUGGCAAGCGGAAGUGUGAGGCGUUAUGGCCCAUCUUCAAGAUCAAUCACCAGAGGAGCCGAUACCUGUAUGACCUCUACUACAACAGGAAGGAGAUCUCCCGGGAGCUGUAUGAGUUCUGCCUUGAUCAGGGCCAUGCUGACCGUAACCUCAUCGCCAAGUGGAAGAAGCCAGGCUAUGAACGUCUUUGCUGCCUGCACUGCAUCCAGACACGAGAUCAUAACUUCGCAACCACCUGUGCCUGUAGGGUUCCUAAGCAUCUGAGGGAGGAACAGGUCAUAGAAUGUGUUCACUGUGGAUGCAAGGGCUGCGCUAGUGGUGACUGAGCACGGUGUGUUCAGACUUCAGACACUACCAAGGUGAAGUUAAGGUCGAUAGGGUAAACUGGUGAUAUCAGCGAUCUACUUUGUCAAAAUGUGUAGCGUGUUUUCUACUCUGUCAGUUCGAUAAGCCACAUGUGCUUGUAAGACGCUGCUUUUGGUAAUGCAAAGAAUUUGAGUUUGCACUCCCAGUUUUUAUUUA